Messenger RNA from Vicia villosa (hairy vetch), 1033 nucleotides. RefSeq names its product 2-hydroxy-palmitic acid dioxygenase mpo1-like. The record is from RefSeq and is a predicted model, not a curated record. Gene Ontology annotation, biological process: sphingoid catabolic process. Lineage: Eukaryota; Viridiplantae; Streptophyta; Magnoliopsida; Fabales; Fabaceae. Gene Ontology annotation, cellular component: endoplasmic reticulum. The coding region runs from base 205 to 798 and encodes 197 amino acids. The transcript is spliced from 4 exons.
CCUCAAAUAUCACAUGCCUCUUCUUCCAAACUUUGAAACACACAAAACGAGGAUUCUAUUCUAUGAAGCAAAGCAAGUAACAACCAAUAAACAAUAUAAAUAUUGAAUUCAUGUCAACCAUUUUGAAUCACACAAUCAAUAUAAAUACAUAAUCAUAUAUAUCCCCAAUAUCAAACAAAAAAUCCAUUCUCUUGUGACAAAAAAAUGUCUCUACUAGAUCUGGAAAAGCACUUUGCCUUCUACGGUGCUUAUCACAGCAACCCAAUAAACGUUGCAAUCCACAUCCUCUUUGUUUGGCCCCUCCUCUUCACUGCACUUAUUUUACUUUACUUCACCCCUCCUAUUUUCUCUCCUUCCCAAACACUCCUUAAUGUUAUCCACCCUGUCUUUGUUUUCAACAUUGGUUUCAUCUUCACUGUUUUCUAUUCUCUCUUCUAUGCUGCCUUGGAUAUCAAAGCUGGUUCCUUCGUAGCUGUCAUCACUUUUCUUUGUUGGAUUUCUUCAAGUUUCGUCGCUAAUUCCCUCGGCUUCGAACUUGCUUGGAAGGUUGUGUUGGUUGUUCAGUUGAUUGGGUGGAUAGGACAGUUUUUGGGCCAUGGUUUGUUUGAGAAACGUGCACCAGCUUUAUUGGAUAACCUUGCUCAAGCUCUUAUUAUGGGUCCUUUCUUCGUCAUUCUUGAGAUUCUCCAAACAACAAUUGGAUAUGAGCCAUAUCCUGGAUUUGAGAAAAAGGUGAAGGCAAGGAUAGAAGCUAAUAUCAAAGAAUGGAAGGACAAGCAGCAAAAGAAACUUUCUUAGCUUCAAAAUUAGUUUAUACGUUUUAAUUUUCGGUGUUUGUUUUCAAUUCUAUAAUAAGGUGUGUUUUUGUAUAAGAAUUCGUGUUAUGUUUGUGUCUAAACGAGAAUUUUUCGUAGUUUGUCACACAAUUCAGCCCUAAAUGUGGGGCACUAGAGCGGAUCUUGUUCCUAGUAAAACAAAUAAAAGUAAAAAACGAGAGCAUGACCAUGAAUCCACUUUCAUGUGAAAUUAAUAA